Messenger RNA from Mustela lutreola (European mink), 2064 nucleotides. It is a transcript of the gene DCUN1D3, whose product is annotated as defective in cullin neddylation 1 domain containing 3. NCBI's taxonomy places the organism in Eukaryota, Metazoa, Chordata, Mammalia, Carnivora, Mustelidae. Gene Ontology annotation, cellular component: ubiquitin ligase complex. Gene Ontology annotation, molecular function: ubiquitin conjugating enzyme binding; ubiquitin-like protein binding; cullin family protein binding. The record is from RefSeq and is a predicted model, not a curated record. Gene Ontology annotation, biological process: positive regulation of ubiquitin-protein transferase activity; protein neddylation. The transcript has 3 exons. The coding region runs from base 392 to 1306 and encodes 304 amino acids.
GUAAGGAAGCUAACAAGAAUUCCAGAAAGUGAAAUGUGCUGGGAAGAAAUGAAAUAGUUUAGGUUUAGGUUUGUAGGCUGGGGGCGGGGGGCGGCUCAGCCUCUAACUUAGACCCAUGUGAUGUGAAGGGGCCAUUUAUUCUUCACUGUGACCCUUUGAUUUUCCCAGUUUUCAGGUGAGGAAACUGAGGCACAGGUGAUGAAGUAUGCGCAGGGGAGCACAUACAGCCAAGCUAUCCACACGCAGUCAUCUGCGUGCUGAGCCCAUCCUGCCCUGCUCAGGAGAGGUUGGCUGGCUCCUCUGGCUGAUGGCAUGUUGAGGCACAUGGGCCAGUGGCAGCGAGGGCAUCUGAUCCAGAGGGGGCCACUCUAGGGGCCAGGCCAUCAGCACCAUGGGCCAGUGUGUCACCAAGUGCAAGAAUCCCUCAUCCACCCUGGGCAGCAAGAACGGAGACCGUGACCCUGGCAGCAAGUCACACAGCAGGCGGAGCGCAGGCCACCGCGAGGAACAGCCGCCAGCCUGUGGCAAGCCAGGUGGGGAUAUCCUUGUCAAUGGGACCAAGAAGGCAGAGGCUGCCACCGAGCCCUGCCAGUUGCCAACGUCCUCUGGAGAUGCUGGAAGGGAGCCCAAGUCCAAUGCCGAGGAGUCUUCCCUGCAGAGGCUGGAAGAAUUGUUCAGGCGCUACAAGGACGAGCGGGAGGAUGCAAUUUUGGAGGAAGGCAUGGAGCGCUUUUGCAAUGACUUAUGUGUUGACCCCACGGAAUUUCGAGUGCUGCUCUUGGCUUGGAAGUUCCAGGCCGCUACCAUGUGCAAAUUCACCAGGAAGGAGUUUUUUGAUGGCUGCAAAGCAAUAAGUGCAGACAGCAUUGAUGGGAUCUGUGCACGGUUCCCUAGCCUCUUAACGGAAGCCAAACAAGAGGAUAAAUUUAAGGAUCUCUACCGGUUUACAUUUCAGUUCGGUCUGGACUCUGAAGAAGGGCAGCGGUCACUGCAUCGGGAAAUAGCCAUUGCCCUGUGGAAACUAGUCUUUACCCAGAACAAUCCUCCAGUAUUGGACCAGUGGCUAAACUUCCUAACUGAGAACCCCUCGGGGAUCAAGGGCAUCUCCCGGGACACCUGGAACAUGUUCCUUAACUUCACUCAGGUGAUUGGUCCUGACCUCAGCAACUACAGCGAAGACGAGGCCUGGCCAAGUCUCUUCGAUACCUUUGUGGAGUGGGAAAUGGAGCGAAGGAAAAGAGAAGGGGAAGGGAGAGGUGCACUCAGCUCAGGGCCCGAGGGCUUGCGUCCCGGGGAGCAGACUUAGUGGCUCUAUCCCAGGAGCAGCAGCAGCAGCAAGGAUCUGCCUGCUGCUCUGCAGCCAAUCGAGGGAUUGGACCUUUCUGGAAAUUACUGAAGAUCCAGAUAUUUUCUACUUUACACCUUUCUCUGCCUUGUAUCUGAAAGGGCUCUAAAAUGCUGUAUCAUGUUUUAGGCACUUUCUUCACUUUUUGGUUAUUUUGGUUAUUUCUUUUGGGGGGUGUUCCCCAAAAUAUUUGAACCUGGCUACAUGUUGUGUAUUUUUUUUUUUUUUUUGAAGCCUUCAGAUAGGAUAAGCCUGCCAUUUCUUGCACAAAUUAGAUUUCUUUGUGGGGGAGGGUAUAGAGCAGGGAGGGGGAAAUGGGACGGUUAGGUUGAAUUAACAUUACAAGAUGAUACAGUGCCAGAUCUCAGUUUUGCAUAUUCUGUUUUUCAGGGCAGGUCUGUACUGUGUGUAGUGCUGUUUACAUGAUUGAAUUUAGGUUGUAAUAAUUAUUUUAAAAGAUUUACACAGAAUUGAAUAGCAGUGUUAACUGUUAACCAUAUUGCAUUAAUUCCCAGGCAAUUUAAAGCUCUUGGAGAGCCAAGGCCAGCCAAGAGCAUUUGUAGUCUGGUGACAACCCCCUUUUAAGCUAAUUUAUCCGAAACCCUUAUUUUCUUCACUUCUUGCUCAUUCCUUCUUUGACCUAUUGCAUUUCAUGUUGAGUUUAUCCAUCAACAUGCUGCACCUGUCAGUCAAGUGAGCAGGUUUUUUUUUUUUUUUUU